Sander lucioperca (pikeperch) is the source of this 4410-nucleotide messenger RNA. It is a transcript of the gene tgfbr1b, whose product is annotated as transforming growth factor, beta receptor 1 b. The transcript has 9 exons. Gene Ontology annotation, biological process: heart development; nervous system development; cellular response to growth factor stimulus. Bases 54 to 1574 code for a protein of 506 amino acids. The record is from RefSeq and is a predicted model, not a curated record. Lineage: Eukaryota; Metazoa; Chordata; Actinopteri; Perciformes; Percidae. Gene Ontology annotation, cellular component: activin receptor complex; plasma membrane. Gene Ontology annotation, molecular function: ATP binding; activin binding; SMAD binding.
CCUCAGCGCUGGGAGAAGUUAGCAGUCGGCUGGCAGAUUGGUUCGUAGCCACGAUGGAUGCAAUACCAUGUCUUCUGUUCGUCCUCCUGUUCGGGACAGGGAUACAAGAACAUACCGCCCUCCAGUGUUACUGUGACCGCUGCAGUGCCAACUCCAGCUGCUUCACCGACGGAGUCUGCUUCGUCGCCAUCCGUACGUCGGGCGGCCGGCUGACCACUGAGCAGCGCCAGUGUGUGCACGAAAAUGAACUGAUCCCGCGAGACAGGCCCUUCAUCUGUGCCCCGUCCGUCAAACAAGACAAGGGCAUUUACCCCAUGUGCUGUACCACGGACUACUGCAACAAAGAGCCUGACCUGACUAUCUUUCCUGGACCCACAACGAAGACCCCUCCUCUGGGCCCCGUGGCCCUGGCAGCGGUGAUUGCCGGCCCCGUGUGUGUGUUCUGCCUGCUGCUGGUCCUGGCCUUCUACGUCUGCCACAGCCACAGGGGUCUGGGGGCCGGCGUUGCAGGGGCCCACCACCACCACCACCGGGUGCCCAACGAAGAGGACCCCUCCAUGGACCACCCUUUCAUCACCGUGGGAACAACGCUGAAGGACCUCAUCUAUGACAUGACCACCUCGGGCUCUGGAUCCGGCCUGCCACUGCUGGUCCAGAGGACUAUCGCCAGGACCAUCAUCCUCCAGGAGAGCAUCGGGAAGGGCCGCUUCGGGGAGGUGUGGCGGGGUAAGUGGCGUGGCGAGGAGGUGGCCGUGAAGAUCUUCUCCUCCCGUGAGGAGCGCUCCUGGUUCCGCGAGGCCGAGAUCUACCAGACGGUGAUGCUGAGACACGAGAACAUUCUGGGCUUCAUCGCUGCUGACAACAAAGAUAACGGCACGUGGACUCAGCUGUGGCUGGUGUCGGACUACCACGAGCACGGCUCCCUGUUUGACUACCUGAACCGCUACACAGUCACCGUGGAGGGCAUGAUCAAACUGUCCCUGUCCACCGCCAGCGGCCUCGCACACCUCCACAUGGAGAUAGUGGGGACACAAGGGAAGCCAGCCAUUGCACACAGAGACCUGAAGUCCAAGAACAUCCUGGUGAAGAAGAACGGGACGUGCUGCAUCGCCGACCUGGGGCUGGCCGUCCGCCACGACUCGGCCACUGACACCAUCGACAUCGCUCCAAACCACAGAGUGGGAACCAAAAGGUAUAUGGCUCCGGAGGUGCUGGACGACUCCAUAAACAUGAAACACUUUGAGUCUUUCAAGCGAGCGGACAUCUACGCCAUGGGCCUGGUGUUCUGGGAGAUCGCCAGCCGCUGCUCUAUGGGAGGCAUCCACGAGGACUACCAGCUGCCCUACUACGACCUGGUCCAGUCGGAUCCAUCAGUGGAGGAGAUGAGGAAGGUGGUGUGUGAGCAGAAGCUUCGGCCCAACAUUCCCAACCGCUGGCAGAGCUGUGAGGCCCUGCGGGUGAUGGCCAAGAUCAUGAGGGAGUGUUGGUACGCCAACAGUGCCGCCCGACUCACCGCCCUGCGGAUCAAGAAAACCCUGUCUCAGCUCAGCCAACAGGAGGGCAUCAAGAUGUAGACAUCCCUACCAAACACACACACACAUACACCUCUGACUGGCAUCCAUAUCAUUAUCAUUACAGCAUUAUUAUCUUCAUUAUUAUUCAUUCGCUGUGCCCCCUUUGGUUCGAAGGGAACUGAAGACUUUUCCCCCUGAGCUCUUUUUUUCUCAUCCCAUUUCCUUCAUUGACAAACUGAUGAGUCCUGAACGUGAGGAGGCGUGUGUGUGCGUGUGUGUGUGCGUGUGCGUGUGCGCGCAUGUGGCACUGUGCUGACGUGCACACAGGAUGGAUGGAUGGAUCGAAUGAGGGACGGCUGCGAGCCAUUAAAGGAUAUCCUCCAUCUUCCUUUGCUACAUUCAUCACGUGGGACCCAUCUCAAGUCCCGCCUCCACCACUCAUCACAACCAAUAAGAGCUCAGAGCCCGUCAGGUUACCGCUAGGCCAGCCAGGCAGCUGGGAAUCAGCUGGGCGGCCUCAUUGUAUAUCAGCAUUAGAGAGCUAAGCUUCUCUUCAGUAGGGCUGCACCUCGCUCAUUCACAUCUUUGAAGAGUGCUGUGAAUCAUGGGAAAUGUCCUCCCACUGGAAACAAUCCCAAGGGAACUUUUGGAUAGAUCCAUGUGAUGUGGCAUUAGCAUGAUGCGUACAUAUUUGAACGCGUGAGGUGCAUAAUCAGUUCUGAUCACGGGGACGCUGAGCAGUGUAACAUGUACCACACUUCAGUGACCUGUUAGUCAAAUCCAAAGACAAGCAGGAUGAACGGUGCACAUUUGGUCCAACACGCUCUGUGAUUUACAGAGGUGGAGCUUAGUUCCACUGGUCCGCAGCUGCCGGAGCCGCUCGGCCAUGAUCCAGAGUAUUUCAGAGAGUCAAGGUGGCGUUGCGUGCAGCCCUACUGUUGAGUUGUCUUACAGUAGCAUUGGGAACUGAAGCGUGGACCCGGGGUUUAUGGGACGGUCUGUAAGCCGCCCUGCGGGCUCCUUCAUCGCUAUAGUUCUCUCUCAUCUCUGCAACACGUUUGCACUGUUGUAUAUCCGUCACUCCCCCAGGGAGUCGGACAGGUCAGUUUAAUUUAUUGUGUUUUUUUUUUUUUGUUUUUUUUAUUUUUAUUUUUGGUGGCAGGGGAUCUUUUUUUUGCUAAACUAAACUGGACAUGAUGACCUCAUUCAUUUUUGGCGAACAUGAUCAACAUAUGCAAUAUACAGUGGAUAAAUGUGUCUAUUUUCUAUACUGUGCUCUGCUAAACCACAAACAGCAAGAACAACAGCAACAGCGCUCAGCUGCCACCAUGCCUUCCAACCAGCUGUUACCGGAAAGUGCCAGUGCUUUAACAACCCAACUCCUCUCAUGUCGGCUGGAUGUGUGUGUGUGUGUGUGUGUGUGUGUGUGUGUGUGUGUGUGUGUGUGUGUGUGUGAGACACACACUGUGUGUGUGUGUGUGUGUGUGUGUGUGAGACACACACUGUGUGUGUGUGUGUGUGUGUGUGUGUGUGUGAGUCAGAGAAGAGCAGCCUGCCGAGCACACAGCGAGCUCGUACUAUGCACACCCAAGAAAUAGGUACGGAAAGCAAGGAGGGACACACAACGCCGUCACAGCACCCCCAGUCCAGCCGACUCUCUGGUGCCAUCACAAACCCCAUUCUCCCCCCGCACCGACCACCUCAGCAACAACUCAUCGUGCAGCGAGUCUGGACAACGCGCUCCAGCACCUCAAACUGUUUAUUCGGAAAGAUAACGCCACAGAAGCUGGCGGCGGCUUUGGAAAAAAAAAAAAAAAAAAGACACAAAGACUUGUAAGCAUUACUGAUGUUGCCCUAUAAAUGUAAAUUCUUGGAUUUCUGAUUUUUGUUCCUUUCAUGUCAACCUUUUUCUCCUCUGUAGGAUAAUCAACAACAAGGAGGUACAUUCAUUUAAAUAUAGCAAACGGAGAUUUACUAAGCCAUAGAUUUUCCAGGUUAUGUAUAAUUUUUUUUUUUUCUUUUUUUGUGGCAAGGUCUUUUCUACUAGAAAAAAAAAAAAGAAAAAGAAAAAAAGAUGAAAAUGUGCAUCAAAAGGACAAUUUUGUCAUUUCAGCUUAGCAAGCCUUAAGGGACCAACACAUAAGAGUCAGGAUCUGCUCUUAUUCUUUCUUUCUUUUAUUUGUGUUUACUUUUUAAUGAAAAAAAAAGAUUUAUAUAUACAUAUACUGUAUAAUUGAUUACUAUGAUAAAUGUAGUGUCAUUAUUCUAUCUAAAGGACAAAAGAAAUAUAUGCAGCACCUGAUUUCACAGUUUGUUUCGGUCAAGUGUUCGUCCUUUUUGCCAGAUUGCGAUACAUCUGAACACACGGGCUGACUUUACAGAGAUGUGUCCGAGUUCCACCAGACGCACUUGUCUUUUAGGACAAGUCCAAGCAAGUCCAUGAUGAGAUCCAGUUUAAAUGCACAAUGUGAAGCAGUCAGUGAUGAAUACACCCAGUCAAAGAGUCUCUUGAUUGUUCAGCAAUAAGUGCACUUGUGAACCACUGCAGGGUUGAGUCAGUCUGUCUCCGUUGUUUGUCUUUGUGGUUGAUUGACGUGCUGCUACGUAGUUGUCCACCUCGCUUCCCGAGUGGAGGCGAGAGCUGCCGUUGGAUGUAAAUACCUUCCGACUGUCUCAAUCUGAUAAUUUUGUGCCAUGUUGCUCUGACACAAACCAACUCAUCGUCAAUGAGGAGUUGUUGCUCUCUGCUUGGCGGUGUCCGGUGAGAAUGGAAAGCUGCAACCUCCGUGGGCCGUGGUCGGAAAACCACCGAGUACACACAUACUGAACAGCGCAGUUCGAAAUCCACUGAAACAUAGUUUCUUCUACUAGAAGGAGUGUAGAGGAGGGCGAGGAG